Caenorhabditis auriculariae is the source of this 1900-nucleotide messenger RNA. Lineage: Eukaryota; Metazoa; Nematoda; Chromadorea; Rhabditida; Rhabditidae. The record is from the annotation of a GenBank genome assembly.
AUGUUCUUCGUCUUCUUCACGGUCGUCGCCUUUAUCCUCUGGGGAAUUUUACUGGCCACCGGGUAUUUGACAUAUUUGGUGCGGCAUUCCAACCAUCGGAACAAGCAUUUGCCGAAGAAGAAGCAGGUAAUAUUUUGAAUAGUUCUUGCGAAGAAAUCUCGUUUUCAGAUUUCUGUGAUGGCGGUUAUGGGUUCCGGCGGGCACACGAUGGAAAUGCUGGAUUUGAUCAAGGAACUCGGUGUGGAGUACACUCCCAGGGACUACAUCCUUGCGGAAACUGACCAAUUGAGCGAGCAGAAGGUUCAAUCCAAAAAAAAAAAAUGGAAAUGGUCGAAUUUCCAGGUGUUGGAGUUUGAAAAACUGCGCGAUUUGGGCAGUUUCACGAUCCAGAAGAUUCCCAGAAGCCGGGAAGUCGGCCAGAGUUAUUUAUCUUCUGUUUCGACUACGACCGUCGCGUUUUGGUUUGCUCUGAAGCAAGUUUGGGACUCCAAGUGAGUUCUUAAGGGAUUAUUUUGGGCAAGGGAAAGGGCUCAAAGCUUGAUUUAUGCAGAAAGUGACCAAACAAUUUUUUUGAUAUAAAAUUGAAAAAAACAUUAUAAAUUGAACAGAUCUUGUAAUACUGGGGGAUUUUUUAGGUUGAGAAAAUUUACACGGCGAAAGUCCAGUAGGAUUUUUAAAAAAAGCCUAAGGCUUUUUUUCUGAACCUUUUCGAGAAAUAAAAGAAAAAGACAGGAAAAAGUUGAAAAAUGGAGAUUCCGAGCAACUUCUAACACCUUUUUUGGGAGCUCUAGAUUUUUCUUUUUAAGGCUUUGCCCUUGUAUACGAGUUUCACUGCUUUAAAACUCCCAAACUCCUAAUUUUAGCCCGGAUUUGGUCCUCCUAAAUGGCCCAGGCACUUGUGUCCCGAUCGCCAUCGCCGCAGCUCUUCUGGAUAUGAUCCGAAUCAGGGACACCGUCCUGAUUUAUGAAGAGUCGAUUUGUCGCGUCAAGCAGUUGUCCCUCUCAGGUGAAUGAUUUUCGGAAAAAAAAACACUCAAGGGGUUUCUUCAAGGAAAGCUUAAAUUUUCUUGCACUUUGAAAUUAGAGUAGUCACUUAAGAAGCAAGUACGGUUUUUUGAAGAUAUCACGACUUUCAGAGUGUCUCAAAAUAAUUUUGGUGAUUUAAAAAUUGACGCAUAACGUGUUUAAAGUUAUUUCGGGAGCCGUUAGAGCAAACUUAUAGCGAUAGAUUAUGAAUUUUACGCGCGAAUUCAAAUUUUUGCUUCAAAAAGGUCCAACAAAAUUCUCAAAAUUAAGAUUUUUGCGCGUAAAGAUGGUCAUCUCGUUGUAGGACCCAAUCUUUUCAACUCCCGAAGUUCCUAUUUCGCUUUUUUCCGUGGACUAAUUUUGAACGAGUUUCGAAAUUACUUUUGGGAUUUUUUUCACUUAAAAGGUUACUUUAUUAACAUAAGCGCUGAAUUUAUUCAAGGAUCAAAAAUCUGAGAAAAUGCGUAACUUUGUGUAACUUAGAAAACUAAUUUUUCCCAUCAUAUUUAAACUGAAACGUUUUUUUUUGGGACCCACCUAGAAAGGUUCCUCAAAAAGCUCCUAAAAUUCUAGGAAAAGUUUCUUUUGAACUCAUUUUUCACACUCCUCGCUUCCCCCAUUCAGUUUCUUUCCAGAAUCUUUUUUAUCGAAAAAGAACCUCCUUGAAACUUUUUUGAGUUUUGCCCGGGACCAUGAUUUCUAUGUUCUUUUUUUUUCAGCCGCUAUCCUGUACUACUCGGGCUUGGUGGACGAAGUGGUCGUUCAGUGGCCCGAGCUGAAAUCGAAAUAUCCCAGGACGACGUUGAUCCAAGAUCUGCCCGACGUCGUCGAGAUGGUCAUCUCCGAUUCGGAACUCGACAGCAAGAACAAAUAA